AUGGCCUGGACAUACCUCGACACCCCAGACAAAACAAGAAAAAACAUAUCUUACCUUACCUAUGUCUACAACUCAUCGUCACCAUCAUUAUCCAACAACGCCCGGCCGGCGGUCGGCGACGGCUCCGGCGACCAUCCUCCGCCACCUUCCCCACCGUCAAAGCCUCCCCGUGAACUCACUACAAAUAAUAUUGUGCCCUCGCCACCUACGAAAUACGACGCCUUCAUCAGUUUCCGGGGAGAGGACAUUCGCGACCAAUUCCUCAGCCACCUCUUCCGCCAUCUCAACGAGGUCAAGAAGUUCGAGACGUUCAAAGACGACACAAAGAUCAAAGGAGGAGACGAGAUCUCGCCUACGCUGUCGCGAGCAAUAGAAGGGUCGGCGGUGUACGUGGUGGUGCUGUCUCCCAACUACGCCACGUCGAAAUGGUGUUUAGAAGAGCUUGUGAAGAUCACGGAGUGCAGGAGGCAAUACGGACGGAAGGUGAUUCCGGUGUUCUACGGCGGAGUGGAUCCUUCUAGUGUGAGGAAUCAGGGUGGGAGCUUUGGUGUGGCGUUUUCUCAGCACGAGAAGGUUCUUCCAAAGGAGAUGAUGGGAAGGGUGGAGAGGUGGAAGGCUGCGUUGAGGGAAGUGGCUAAUCUCUCUGGGUUCGACUCCAGAGUCAUUAAGAAUGAGGAUCAGCUGGUGAAGAAGAUCGCAGAAAGCGUAAUGGCAGCAAUCAUCCCGACUCUACACCCACUCUCUCCGCCUCAAAAGGGACUCGUCGGAAUAGACCACCAGCUCUCCAAACUGGAGCACCUCUUACGCUUCGACGACCAACAGCACAACCUCACAAUCGGGCUGUGGGGAAUGGGCGGGAUCGGGAAAACCACUCUCGCCAGAGCCAUCUUCGACCUCCACUCUUCCCAAUUCGAGGCCUUCUACUUCCUCCAAGAGUUCACCGGCCAGCUGAGGAAAUCGCCAUCCCAGCUGGCCGAGAUACAGGACAAGCUCUUCUCAACCCUACUUGGCGACGCGAACUCGGGCGCUAUACCGUCCGACCUGAAACUGAGGCGGCUGCGCCGUUUGAGGGCGCUGGUGGUGGUCGAUGACGUGGCGAGAAGCAGCAUGAGAGCGUUGGAGGAGCUACUGGAAGGGAGCUACUGCGAGCUGUUUGGAGAAGGGAGUAGGGUUUUGCUGACGAGCGAGGACCAGCAGGCGCUGAAUACGGUGUCGGAUAAGGUGUAUGAAGUGGAAGCCUUGGAUGAUAAGCAAAGUCUUCGGCUUUUCAGCUUGUGUGCGUUUAAAGAGGAUCGUCCACCUGAUGAUGAGUAUUUGGAUAGGUGUAUGAGAGUUGUGUCGUACGCUAAUGGCAACCCUCUGGCUCUCAAAGUUUUGGGCCCAAGCUUCUUGAACAAGCCGAUGGAGUACUGGGACGGUGUUUUGGGGAGGCUAGGUGCCGGUUCAGGUAACAAAGAAAUUCUGGAUAUACUCAAGAUUAGCUACGAUGGAUUGGAGAAGGAAGAGCAGCGCGUGUUCCUUGACAUUGCUUGUUUGUGUAACCAUGAAAGCUGGAAAUCAUUGUGGAAGAAGGUUUUGGAUGAAGAUAUUGUUACCAACUUGGUUGAUAAGUCCCUUUUAAGGAUCAGUGACGACUCCAGUAGUGGGCUUAUAGAAAUGCCUGGGUUGCUGGAAGAUCUGGGUAAGAGCAUUGUCAGAAAACAAGAAGGAAAGCUCAAGGAACGCUCUAGGUUGUGGGAUGCCGACGAGGCAGCAACUCUUUUCAACGAAAACAUGGGAACAUGUGCAACUGAAGGCAUCUUCUUGGAUUUGGGUGAGACGAAGGAGGAGGUAUCCAUGGCGGCGGAUGCAUUUGAGAGGAUGAGGAAUCUGAGAUUGCUUCGUAUCCGAGAAGAGGAAGCUGAGGAACCAUGUGUUGAUCCUUACCGAUUUUAUCUCUUCCAUAAUCCUGAUCGGAAGGUGGGACUCCAUUGGUGGUGGGGGCUGAAUUCCCUUCCUAACAAGCUCAAGUAUCUUGACUGGGAUUUGUUUCCGGCCACCUCUCUGCCCCGGAAAUUCUCCGCUCGACAUCUGGUCAUACUCAGGCUCAAACACAGCAACAUCCAACAAUUGUGGCAGGGGGUCAACGUGGAUGUGGGGAAUUUGAAAGAACUGGAUCUCUACGACUCCAAGUACCUGAAAACGCUGCCGGACCUCUCGACGGCGAAAAAGCUGGAGUCGAUCGACCUUUCCAAUUGUGUUAGGCUCGUGGAGCUUCAUCCCUCAAUCCUGCUCCUUCCAAAGCUCAAAUCCCUCGACCUCCGCAACUGUAGAAAAGUGAGGUUUGGGAAUCUGGACUAUUACUAUAACACAAACAUUCGAGCGAGUGGCGGAAGAAGAAGAAGAAUUAGUAGAAGCAGAAGUACGAAUACGGUGGCCAGGUUACCGAGCCUGGAAGAGCUGAACUUGGAGAGGACGCCAAUCAAACAAGUCCCUGAGUUCAUCCGCCGCGGCGGCGCUCCACUUCUGACUGCGCUCAAUUGCACGGCCUGCCCACUCUCUGAAUUCCCGGUUGUCGCAGGGGUCAAACAGUUGACUCUCAAUGUUACGUAUAUCGAACAGCUACCAACCGAGUCCAGCGAGGCUAUUAUCCAGUUGGAGGUUCUAGUCUUUCGAUACAACCCUUACUUCUCCCACCUCUCCGACAGCUUCACCAAGUGGAAGUCCCUUAAAAUACUCGACCUCCAUGAUUGCCGCGAGCUUAGAGAGUUCCCGGAAAUCCUGGAACCAGUGGAGGCGCUGUCCCAGCUUUAUCUAGCCGGCUGCACCAACAUUUCUAGACUUCCGGACAGCAUCUGCAACCUCGUAGGUUUGGAGAAGCUCCAUUUAUCUCGCACCGGAGUCAGACAGCUGCCUGCUUCCAUCGGAGAUCUGAACCGCCUGUCGGUAUUAUCGCUCUACGAAUGUGAGAGCCUGGUGAGCCUGCCCGACACCCUCUCAAAACUGCCCGCACUCGUAGCUCUCGACAUAACUAGCUGCCAUCAGCUCUCCGAUUUGCGCUCGGAUCAGCUUCCUAAGUCAUUGAAAUACGUGUCUGCUGUUGAAUGCAAGCCUGAAAUCCAAGAGAUAGUGAAAUUGAAUGUGCCCAAAGAUCCUGACGCAGAUCCUCAUUACGUAAUGCCUGAUUUGUAUGCAAUGCUCGGGGACUAUUCUUAA
Molecule: messenger RNA, 3195 nt
Organism: Linum trigynum
Lineage: Eukaryota; Viridiplantae; Streptophyta; Magnoliopsida; Malpighiales; Linaceae
Source: the annotation of a GenBank genome assembly